Molecule: messenger RNA, 1635 nt
Organism: Aspergillus uvarum CBS 121591
Lineage: Eukaryota; Fungi; Ascomycota; Eurotiomycetes; Eurotiales; Aspergillaceae
Product: glycosyl hydrolase family 79 C-terminal domain-containing protein
Exons: 4
Coding region: 1-1635 (544 amino acids)
Source: RefSeq, a predicted model, not a curated record
AUGAUCCUCCAUCGUCAGCGUCAGUUGCUCACAGCAGCCCUAGUGGUGCUGCGCACUACCGUAACCGCAGCUCCUACUGUCACAGCGCCUAACAACUCUUCUUCUAUCGUCGUCGUGAGCCAGUCCGUUCCCGAAUCCGCGGGUCUGCCCGUUUUGCAUCCGUUUGUGUCGUUCUCGAUUGAGUUCGUCUUCUUUCCGGAUUAUGCGGGAAAUCGAUCUCAUCCGAAUACCUUCUCGAACAACUUGUUGGAUAAUUUGGCCGAGUUAGAGGGAGUCAAGCCCUUUAUCCGGGUGGGAGGGAUUACGCAAGACUUCGCCCUCUACGACCCGACCCUCCCCACCGCGACAAACGGCACCUACGUGCCUAGCAUCAGCACCGACUACCCCCUGAUCCUGACGAUCGGGCCCUCGUACUUCGAAUCUUACUCGACCUGGCCGGGGGCGCGGUUCAUCCACGGCUUCAACCUGGGCCGCAACACCUCGGCGCAGUUCGCGCAGCUGCUGGAGACGGUGCCGGUGGUGUGCGCGGCGCUGGCCGGGGGCAAGCUGGCCUACUGGGAGCUGGGCAACGAGCCCGAUCUCUACAAGACCUCGGCGCAGGGGGCGGUGCGGCCGCCCUCCUGGACGGAGCGCGACUACGUGAAUGAGUGGGUAAACAAGACGACGGCCAUUCAGCAGAAGAUGCGCGCGUCGUGUUCCGGGGAUUUCGCUGACGCCAAGUAUAUCGCGCCGUCGUUUGCGGGGGUUUCCAAUAGUCUGAACCCCGUGGUGACGUGGGAGAAUGGACUCGGCAGGAAGGGCAAUAUCGCGCUGAAUUCGGAGCAUAAUUACAUUGGCGGCGCCACGCAACCGGGCGUUACACUGCAGAAGACACUAAUGAACCAUACGAUGACGGUCCAGAGCGUCGCGCAGCAUGUCAAUGUCUCGACCAUCCUGCUCCAAAAGAACCUGACCACGGAUAUCCCGUAUAUCCUGGGGGAGACCAAUUCCUUGUACAACGAAGGCGCGUCGGGGCUCUCCAAUUCGUUCGGUGCGGCGCUCUGGGGCGUCGACUUCAACCUCUACUGCGCAUCGCAGAACAUCCGACGAACCCACAUGCACCAGGGCCGCGACUUCCGCUACGCCUCCUGGCAGCCGGUCGACACCAACAGAACCACCAUUGGCACCAAGGCGCCCUACUACGGCAACGCCAUGGUGGCGGCUAUGCUCCACGGCGGCGAGGGCGGCGAGAAGGAUGAUGUCCAGAUCGCCAACCUUCCGCUGGAGCAGGACACCGAGGCCGCAUAUGCCGCGUACGUGAACGGUGCCUUGGCCCGGAUUGCUGUCAUCAACCUGGUGGAGUUCAAUUACACCGGGUCGACGACGGGCAGCAGCCAACGACACAACGCAUCUUAUGUUUUCCAAGUGCCCUCAGCUGCUGCUGGUACAACUGUCUCAGUGCAGCGGCUGAUAGCCAACGGUAGUGACGCUAUCACGGGGAUCACCUGGGAUGGGUGGUCGUACAAUUAUGAACUGAACAAUGGAAAGCCUGUGCGUUUGGCAAACAUCACGGCCGGGGAGGCAGUUCCUGUUGGCAGAGACGGAACAGUGAGCAUCGAGGUUCCUUAUUCGAGCGCUGCUCUCUUGACGUGGUAG